UCACUUUCAAUAUGCAGGGAAACAGAAUGCGUUGACCACUUCCAGUUUGCUUGAUGGAUGGAGAAAAUCGUUUUACAGUUUAUGUAAUUUGACAUUAACUUGCCAGAGCAGUUAAUCUGGAGAAGACUGAGUUGUUGGCUGUUACAAGCCCCCAACAUCAUCAAUACUCUUGAACUGAAACAGGUAUCAGGAAAUUGUCCUUUCACUCAACAGGCAGAAGUAUUCUUCACUGUAGGUCCAGCUUCAAGUUAUUGAGGAGCCAUGAGCUGGGGUUUACUCCGUGAUGUUUUGAGUGGAGUGAAUAAAUACUCCACCGUCGUGGGGAGAAUCUGGUUGAGUGUUAUGUUCAUAUUCCGAGUCCUUAUCUAUGUGGUGGCUGCAGAACGUGUCUGGAAUGAUGAGCAGAAGGAGUUUACCUGCAACUCGAGGCAAGUUGGUUGUGAGAAUGUAUGUUUCGACCACUUCUUCCCAGUGUCACAUGCAAGACUUUGGGCACUGCAACUUAUCUUGGUUUCCACCCCUUCUCUUCUGGUUGUCAUGCAUGUAGGUUACAGGGAACACCGUGAGAAGAAGUACAAAAAAAAGCUGUAUAAAGACAAAGGGAACAUAGAUGGGGGCCUGUGGUGGACCUAUUUCUUUAGCCUGGUGUUCAAAACAGGAGUUGAGUUCACCUUCCUGUUUGUGCUGGCAUGGAUGUACGAGGGGUUUAUUAUUCCUCACCUUUUAAAGUGUGAGAUCAAGCCUUGCCCCAAUGUGGUGGAUUGUUUUGUUAGUCGGCCAACAGAAAAGACCAUCUUCCUGUACUGCAUGGUGGUCUCCUCUGCUGUGUGCAUACUGCUAAACAUCUGUGAGAUGACCUACCUCGUCAUAAAACACUGUAGAGACAUCUGUGAAAAGAGAUCUAUCAAGCAGGCGAAGCGUUUGAAAUGUGGAUGUGAUUCUUCAGAAUUGAAUCGAGCUCAACGAAAAGGACUUAGAAACGGCACUCUGAGGUCUUCUGUAAGUAUGUGCACAUUGUAAAAACCAGAAAAACAGCCGUACAAUCUCUGAAAGCUGGUUUUCGAAGAGAGGCUCCAUUGGGCAGUUACCCGCUGUUUAAAGAAAUAAACAAACAUGGAUUAUUACAUUAACACAGACAGAGAAUGCUGGAGAAACUCAACAGGUCUGGCAGCAUCUGUGGAGAGAGAAAGAGAGUUAACGUUUCAAGUCUAAAAAUGCUUCUUCCGAAUUUCAGAGUCAUAUUGGACUUGAAACGUUAACACUGGUUUUUAUCUCUGCACACAUUCUGCCAACCUGCUGAACUUCUCCAGCACUUUCUACUUUUAUUUCAGGUCUCCAGCAUCCACAAUAUAUUGCUUUUAUUUAACUUCUGGAGGUAAUGCCCAUGAUUCUUUACCGACUCAUCGAAGGAUUAAAAACAAAUCGUGAAGAGAUUGUGGGUGUAUAGAAUACGAAAUUUAACAUGAUUUAAUUAUAUUUAAUUCAAAACCAAGCUUUGUACAAUUGAGUGCAGGACACCUACAUAAGGCUAUAUUUUGGUUUCCAAUAUAUUCUGGGAUUGCUUUACCUUUAUAACUUUCUAGUUUUUCUUCAAUAUAUAAUCCCGAAGCCUCCCCCACUCCAAAGUCCCUCCAGUCUUCUGCUUUCUGUUCUUGAUGUUACAUGUUACACUGCAACAUUCCCACUUGCCUUAUGUCCAUGUCCUUUUCUUAGUAGGUUGUUGCUCCUGAUAGCCACAUUUCUGUUCCUAAGUAUCACACUCAGUUGCAGAAGGUCUCACAUUCUAUUUCACAUGAGUCAUACAGUAUUCUCAGGGAUCACAUUCUGCUCCUAAUGGCGACACAUUCUCUGGUCUCAGAUGUUUUACCUUCUUUCCAAUUUGCUCCCCAGGGUGACAUUCUAUGCUCCUGAGUGUCACAAACUCUAUUGUUCACACCCUGUUUCCAAGAGGACAGUUUCUGUUCCCAGGAAUUACAUUCUAUGCUCCUGUUGAUUAUUGUCUGCACCUUGCCAAUUUGUCAGCUUCUCAACUUCAAAUCUCUCUCUUCUCUGUCUGCAGAGUGCUCCCAAAUCCAUUCUCCAAUUUUUCCGAAAAUUCUGCCCUGGACACACUUAACUCCAAAACGCAAUUCCCAAUAAAUUCUCUCCCAGACUUCCAGGUACUUCCAGUCACUCACUACUGCCCUGUUUAACAGAAUGCUUUCCAAUACUCAGUUACCUGAAAGCGAUAAAGAUAGAACUGGUGAUUUUUUUUGAGCACUACAUGACCUUUCAGCUAUGAAAACACUCACAAUAAGUGAACAUGUUUUAAUUAUAGAUUUCUAAUUGUCACUGUGAUGAAGGAGAAACAACCUAGGGCACAACAGCUUUCUUUAUAAAACCGACAUACAAAUAAAUCAUUUUUACAGCUGAAUGCUUAAUAUGCUUCACCUAAAUUCCAUUUUAAUUAGACUUUUAAAUUUGAUUGGUUAAUGCCAUUACAAAACUAGUAUUGACAGAAAUGUGGUGAGGGUUAUUUUUAUUUGACCUUCACUUGUUAAAGGUCAGCCUUAAAAUGUUGGUUAAUGAUCAUCAAGCAUCAUUGUUACUGAUUUAAAUCUAAAGCUUAAUUCACUGAUAAAAUUAGAAGAUCUGACAAACAGUGGAGAUGAGUGUGAUCGAAAUCCAUGUGCGGUACUGAGAGGAGUCUAUUUUCAUUGCGAAGGUAAUGCCAUGAAAGCUUUGCAUUUUGAUGCUCCAAACCUGGUUUGACAGGUCUAACAAGCAAAUUUACAUUGCACAUGCUCAGUUCACAUAUUUACAUUAAUACCAUUUGUGCCUGUGGAUAUCAGUUGUGGCUUAGGAUACUUUGUUUUUUUUCUCAUCAUCAUUUUUGUCUAGUGCAAACUAACAAAUUGCUGGAUCUAUUGAAUUAUUCAAUACUCACUACUCAAACUCAUGCUCUUUGGAUUGAUACAACUGUUAAACUAUUUCUGUUCAUCAUCAUUAUUUCAAAUG
Hemiscyllium ocellatum (epaulette shark) is the source of this 2997-nucleotide messenger RNA. RefSeq names its product gap junction beta-7 protein-like. The coding region runs from base 262 to 1020 and encodes 252 amino acids. Gene Ontology annotation, cellular component: connexin complex. Gene Ontology annotation, biological process: cell communication. The record is from RefSeq and is a predicted model, not a curated record. The transcript is spliced from 3 exons. Lineage: Eukaryota; Metazoa; Chordata; Chondrichthyes; Orectolobiformes; Hemiscylliidae.